GAUAUUGAAGAAGCAUAUGUGUACAUUUCAUAUACUGAAGCACACUGGCCUCAUAUGAGCAAGUUCAUUAAGUUCGCUCAUCCUCUGUUUGCUCUCUCCCGUAACAGGUUUAGGCCUGUACCUAAUAUAUCUGAGAGACAGCUGUUAUAAGAUAACAGGACAUAAUUGGCUCGCUCCCCGGAACAUGCUAUAUGAUGACUGAGGAGCAUAUCUCUAAACUCAUUAAAUAGAGGCCAGCAUAUCUCUAAAUUCAUUAGACAGACCAGAUGGCCACAUAGACUCCCACUCCAUGGGAACAGCACACAAAGUGAAGGUCAACAUUUUUAAAAAAACUAUACCAUGUUGAUUUGGUCACAAUUAAAUCCAAUUAUGGGACUAAUGGCAUAAUGCCCAUAACCUUGACCGGAAAAAACCUCCCUAAAGGUGAUCAUGUUUGGGAACAAUUAUGUUCAACCGAUAUAUGGUUAUAUAACGGUAAAAGGUGGAGCCUAAAGCCCCCACCUUUGGUUUGCCCAAAUACUGUAUAAAAGAGCAUGUAACUCUUUGUCUCAUCAGAAGAUUGGAUCCUUCUGGCUGAACUUGGCUGAUUUUUCAAGACAAUAAAAGAGCAUCUUAGAACUUUGAAGAACUCCGUCUUCUCCUUUUUUUAACUCAAGGCACUCGUCUGUUUUUACCUUUUUUCUUUUGAACUUAGAACCUUUGUAGUGAUGCAUGACUAGAUAACUUUUAAAGAGUCUAUUGUAAGCUAGCCCAAGGCUUCCCUUUAAGGGAGGCCAAGAGUCGUCAGAUUACGAACGACAUUUGGCGCCCAACUAAAAGGGGCCUCGAAAAGAGCCCAUACAUAGUAACGAUUAGAGACCAGCAGCAGUGACAUCGUGAAGAAGACAAUCCUCUUCAAAUCCUGAAGGACAGUUUCCUUUUAGAAAGCCUCAAUCAACUGGACACAGUCCCACUUGAGGAGAAAACGAGAGACUAACGUGGCGACACCCUUCACGCAGAAACAGAUAAGAGUAUAUUUUACUCCUUCUUAACUCAUUCAUCAUGGGUGGUAAAAAUACCAAGACUUGCAAAAAUGAAGUAGACCCAGUACAGCUCCUUAUUGAAAAAGGGGUUGGCACUUAUGCUGAACUUACUCAGUGUAUGGCUAGGUGGCAUAAACUGACAGCUAAAGCUGAUAAACAAUGGCCCCUUGCAGGGACCUUUGACACAGAGCUGUGCAACAUGAUACAUGCCUUAGAGCAAGAAUCUUAUGUAUGGAAUAGCCGACAGAGAAUUAAACAGCAGCGCAGGCUGAUUUUGCUGAGAGCAUUUAUGGACCAUGGCCCUAAGCCAACUAAUGCCCCGACAAGCCCUACCAGUCCCAUUCCAAUUCCAGAGAGACCUCCACCAUAUGCCUCUGAACGCACACCGACUACAGGGAUUUACCCUGCAAUGGCACAGGGCUGGCCAGAUGCUUCAAUUGAAUUAAAAGGAACCCUGAGCUUUGAGAGAACAUCAGAUGAGACAAGUGACCCACCAACUGCCACACCUGCGACCACACAAGAAGCUGGAGAAGGUUGCAGUAAAUACACACCCAAACCGCUAGCACCAACCUGGACAAGACUAAGCCCCGCUCAAGACACACCCACUGCAGGUGGCCCCUCGAUGCACGAGGAACAGAUGAGUGGUGAGACCACACCAAAGAGCAACUAUGAAAGCAGCAUGCACGAGCCCUCUGUUAGAGCCAAAGAACCAAGAUCACGCACCCCAGCUGAUGAAGAACAUCCUUCAGAUACUGAAGAACAAUGUUCUCAAGUGCGAUUCCUAACAGCUCCACUACAGCGGAGAGUUACUGGCGUAUUGGAAAUAGAGCCUGAAGCAAGCGCCAGACAGCGACGAGACAACUUUGAGGACACGUAUAACAAAACGGAGAAGGCUAUAGAAGAAGAACUCAAAAAACUAAUUAAUAAAGGUGUCCCAAAGAACUCAACCACCUCACACGUUGCACACGGCCUGCGUAGAAGCCGAUCUAUUGAGCUGCAAAGUCCAGUAAUGCAGGAUGAACUUGCUGACUCAGAUUUCCCUCGCACGGACUCUGAAGAGGAUGAGGAUCUAAUUGGCUGGACAGCGACUCUUGACCGAACACAUACCCAAGGUCCAAGACGCUCUGAACGUAUAAGGCAGAGACUGAGGUCCCACCAGCUUAGACCGUCCAAGUCAUCCCAUUUCUUCCCCAUCAUUGCCCAGGGCCUGGGUAAUUCAUAUGUGCCCUGGUCCUUUAUGGACUUGAAAGGCCUGGUUGAGCAACUACCGAACAUAACCACAGGAGGGCAGAAGUGGAUCACUGCUUUUGAAGACAAGACAUCAGGCUAUACUAUAGCCAUUGGAGACAUAAAGGCUAUCCUGUCACACUCCGUUGGAAAAACCAAAAUGGAGGACAUAUUUUCACUGGCCAAGUACAGAAACCUGGCAACAAAACAAUGCUUUGAAGACAUACCUUUCAACGCCUACCGAAACAAAAUCUGGGAUGCCAUUCGUGAAGAAUUCCCAACUGAUAUGGAUCCAAGUCAACUGGAUUCACUUGAACUGAAACCUGACACCCCUGCCAUUGAAUACAUCACCAAUUUUCAAAAGAAAUGGCUAGAAGAAACGGGUACUGCUUGGAACUCUUCCAACCAGUGUCUGUUCAAGAUGAUGCUGAGAAAAAGCUUGCCCAAGGAAGUGCAAGAUGCACUUGAUGAGGUCGUGGGUCUAAAUAAUAUGGAUUGGAACAUGUUUAAAGAUCACAUCGUCCAUCAUGCGGAGCGAUACAAGAAAAAGAAGGCUCAGAGUAAAGAAGAGUUGGAGAAAAUAGCUUUGCAGCUACAAAGAGCACAGCUGACAGAGUUGAAGAAGAAAGAUAAGAAACUAGCUGACCUCAUGGCAGUGGUGGCCUCUGAUAAACCCAAAGCACCAAAUGCGACUGAUCAGAUUUUGCCUGUACUGACCACACAAGCACCUGUACAACAACCAAUGCAAAAUCCACAGGUGAUGCAGCCACAACAAGUUGUUCCUGCAACUCAGACGUUUCCUGCACCUACAACACCAAUGAUGCCAAUCAAUGCAAUGCUACAAAACCAAAGCAUGCAGCCCAGCGCUGUCCAGACUACCAACCCCAAUCUCAACCAACUCCAACAACCUGUGCCACCUGUUAAUGUUUAUGUUAACACAGGAUUGGGCAACAGGGGAGGACUCAGAGGAAGAGGAAGAGGUAGAGGCCGUGGGAUGCCAAGACCUAAUAACAACCCAUUCGGCAUGCCUAAUGCGCAGACCCUGGAUCAAUUAGACACAUUUGACAUUUCAGGCCAAAAAUUCCAACAGGGUCAAGGAUACCAACAAGGUCAAAACUACCAGCAAGGCCAAGGCUAUCGACAAGCUGGAGCUUCUCCUGUUUGUUACACAUGUCACCAACCUGGCCACUACUCAAGAAACUGUCCGAAUGCUGGAUGGUUCUGAAGAUGCCCGAAAAGCCUUGAGGGGGAGAAUAUUCAAUUGGCAGUAUCAAAUUCGUCUAGUAGUGACCCAAAAGUACAGGUUAAAAUUAAUGGUGAGAAAAACAUAUUGUUCUUAAUUGAUACAGGAGCCACCCACUCCGUAAUUGGUCCAGAAGGAGUAAAUCUUCCCCUGUCCUCUCAUCAACUAAGGGCACAAGGCUUUUCAGGGAAAACGCAAACAUUAAGAUUUACAGAACCUGUACACCUAACCAUAAAUGAGCAAACUGUGGUAGCUCCCCUAUUAUAUUCAGAAGCAUGCCCAGCUAAUCUCCUAGGUAGAGAUAUACUAUGUAAAUUGAGGGCAGAUAUCAGAUGUUCACCCACUGGAUUGUGUAUAGACUUCCCAACCCCAGUAUACCAGAUGUACAUAAAAGCAAAAGAGGGAAGACCAAUUAAAGACUUGCCAACAGUUUAUUGGCUAAGGCUAGUAGAUAGCCUACUUGACAGGCUCUACCACAAGUGGGAGCCUUGGAUCGAGAGCCAUAGACCUGACAUGAAAAAGGUGUCAGAUGAUCUGCACUGUACUCUUUUGUACGAUCAUGAUAACUCACAGACUGAAUAUGAUGCAUGUUGGAAACAGUGCCUACAGGGCAAAUCAAUCACAUUAAGAACAGGAGAUAUGAUCAUAGGUCCCCAAGGAGUCGCUGUAGAAGCUAUUCUGGAUGAUAACUUGUUACAAUGGUACAAGGUUGAGAAUUCUGUACCACAUGUGUCUCUUAUGGUUGCUAAAUACAAUCAACCAAUGGACUUAGGUCCGAUGGUGUUGGCUAGCAAAAAGAUGACAUGGAUUGAAACAGAUGAUCAGUAUGUCUUCGAAUCGGCUGAUCGAACAUACUAUAAAAUAACCACCAAAUCUGUUAAUAGAACAAUAGCUGAAAAGGUUGCUGUGGAUAGAUUAGCACCAUAUAUUCAAGCUAAACUAACCCAGGAACAGGAAGAACUGUUAAAGGCGGUACCUGAGCAAUUGUGGACCCAACACCACACUGAUGUAGGCUUUAUUAGAUCUGUAGAGCCAGUCCAAGUGACUCUUAAGCCAAACGCCAGAUUACCUUACCAAAGACAAUACCCACUGAGUAAGGCUGCGUUUGAGGGUAUUAAGCCAACGAUUGAGGGCUUGUUACAGGCAGGAGUCCUAGUACAAACAACCAGUCGAUGCAAUACUCCAAUUUACCCUGUGAAAAAACCCAACUCUGAUAAAUGGCGCUUAGUACAUGACUUGAGAGCUGUAAAUGCUGUUGUGGAAGGCGAAACUCCUGUAGUGCCUGACCCACACACCCUACUCUCAAAUAUCCCUUUUGAUGCUACGUUUUAUAGUGUUAUUGACCUCUGCUCUGCAUUUUUCAGCAUUCCACUCGAUGAGCAAUCCAGAUUUUUGUUCGCAUUUACAUAUGGAGGCAAACAAUACACUUACACCCGCAUGCCACAAGGCUUUAGUGAAAGCCCCAGCAUAUUUAACAAAACAGUAGCACAAGACCUAGGUGACAUUGAAAUCAACAGUACAUUGAUUAUGUAUUUUGACGAUCUGCUAAUUGCUUCCAAAACUAAACAGGAAUGUGAGCAAGAUACAAUAACAGUCUUAACCAAAUUGGCAGAGAAAGGCCAUAAGGUUAGCAAGGCCAAAUUGCAAUUUUGUGCUGAGGAAGUAGACUACCUUGGCAGACGCUUAAAAGGAAACAAGCGCACAAUUAUGCCAGCACACAUUAAAACCAUCCAAUCUGCUCCUAAACCAAUUACUGUAGGCCAAAUGCUCACAUUUUUAGGAAUGGCUGGGUACAGUCGCCAAUGGAUUUGUGACUUUGCACUUAAAGCCGCCCCCCUCAGGAGAUUGGUAAAAGCAGCCGGACAGAGAAACCUUAAAGGAAUCUUGGUUUGGGAUGAGGAAGCUGAACAAGUUUUUAUGCAGAUCAAGCGUGAUCUGUGCAGUGCUCCUGCAUUGGCCAACCCAGAUUACUCAAAACCUUUUGAACUUUUUGUGUCUGUAAAGAAGGGGUUCGUUAAUGCUGUCUUAAGACAACUGUCAAACCCCAUACAGGGCUACACUCAAGCGAACACCAUAGCCUACUUUAGUACACAGCUUGACAAAAUUGAACAAGGCAUGCCACCUUGCUAUCAAGGUUUGGCAGCAGCAGCAUAUGCCUUUGAAAAGGCUACUACAAUUACCAUGGGAUACCCAGUUACCAUGUAUACCAACCAUUGCCUACAUACUUUGUUAACAUCUAACUCCUUCGUGCUGACAAA
Messenger RNA from Astyanax mexicanus (Mexican tetra), 5750 nucleotides. RefSeq lists its product as uncharacterized. The transcript is spliced from 2 exons. Gene Ontology annotation, molecular function: nucleic acid binding; zinc ion binding. The record is from RefSeq and is a predicted model, not a curated record. Bases 1042 to 3474 code for a protein of 810 amino acids. NCBI's taxonomy places the organism in Eukaryota, Metazoa, Chordata, Actinopteri, Characiformes, Acestrorhamphidae.